This is a messenger RNA of Haliotis rufescens (red abalone), 5318 nucleotides long. RefSeq lists its product as uncharacterized. Gene Ontology annotation, biological process: cell communication; metal ion transport. The record is from RefSeq and is a predicted model, not a curated record. The transcript is spliced from 9 exons. NCBI's taxonomy places the organism in Eukaryota, Metazoa, Mollusca, Gastropoda, Lepetellida, Haliotidae. Gene Ontology annotation, cellular component: membrane. The coding region runs from base 232 to 1305 and encodes 357 amino acids.
AUGAAAUAAGCCGUCGGUGGCUGCUUAAUGGACUUUUUUUGUAUAAUGUAACAAUUGCGUCAGUGUUAAGUUUCUAGUGCAUCAUGUGACUCUACAGCCCCUGGUAAAGUCAUUGCAGUGUAGAUCUCGGGCGUUCUAGGACGAUAUACAUUGCUGUGGUAUAAUCACAUUUGAUACGAACAAAUAUACUCAGAAAAGUUUCGCCAAUCAUGACAAAUUAUUUGAUGAUAGAUGUUGGAUACGACGGGAUCUGACGAAAUGUCCUCCCCAUUCAAGUUAAUGCUUAUUUUUUGCCUCUGUUGUUUUUUCUCACCGGCACAUGGCUUUGGUCUUAAUGUAUACUCAGAUGGUAACAUUAGGGAGGGGACGGGAGACGCAUACAUCAGCCUGUCUGUUCAAAAUGGCACCGAGGUUAACGUCACAAUCAACACCGUGGACAUGACUGCCACGGCAGGGGAAGACUAUGAGGCCAUCACCGACAGACGUGUCACAUUUUCUGCAGACCUACCUGAUUACAAGUUGACGGUGCACAUUAUAAAUGACACGCUGAUGGAACCUUCAGAGACUUUCCUCGUCACAGUCAACGGAAGCAGCCUCAGCAAGAACCUGACAAUAACUGUGAACAUAGAAGAUGAUGACCAUCCUGUGAACUCUGAUUGUCAUCGACUUGGUGAAUAUUGUCUGGAUGGUGGUUCAUCAUGUUACUCGAACGGCGUCUGCUGGUGUUUAUAUCCUCAUACAGGACCAAACUGUGCCAUAAACAGUGAUCACAUACAAGGAGGACCUGGCUGUGGCAGUCUGGACUGUGUCCACGGGACGUGUAUGUCUAAUGGGACACUAGCCACCUGUGCAUGUGACCGGAACUAUACAGGCGACCUCUGUGACAGGGACAGAUACUUCCAUCAGUGUAACCCCAACAACAUCAGCAUCUGCCUCUCCCCUCCUCAAAACAGCAUAUACUCCGUCACCGACGUCUACGUCACAGGCUACAGAAACACCGCCGACUGUAACCUCACGCUCGCCCCCACCCCACCUGAUCCUAGCGACGGCAUCGUGGACUGGUGUGAGGGGUAUGCCGGAGUGUUCGACUACAACACCACCUGUGGAGAGGUCGAUUCCAUUACAGAGGGCGGGUUAUCCAUCAGCGUGCUGAGGAUGAACAUCACCGUCGAACGAAUGUGGGUUGGUUCGUUCUCGGAGGAAGUUACCUUCAGGUGCCCAAAAAACUAUGGUAAGACGGAACAAGCGUCUUCAUAUUCACUUCUUCUUUUUAUUUCCCAAUAUGAUGUGUUCAAUUGUUUAUAGCUACUAUGUUCUCCACAAUAUACAUGGUAAUGGCGUAUGGCGGUAUAAUAAUGCAUAGUUUCAUGUAUAUUUAAAAUGAAUGUAUCAGUUCAUAGCAUUGUCAGUUUAACUAUACAAACAGACAAGGUAACAUCUAUUUUGUCAUUCACAUAAACAUACAGUUGAAUGCGUUACAGACAAACAAAAGGGAAAAAAGGAUCUACCAGUUUAUUUCAGUGUACAUGUGAUUGUGUAAGUGUGAGAUGGGUUGUGUUAGGUUUGUAUAUCCUUGACAUGUAAAGAUGUUCCUUUGAUUGUGGAAUGGGUUAUCAUAUGUCCAUAUGUCCCUGAUGUAAUUGAUUGUGUAUGUGUGAGAUGGUGAGAUGCAGUGGCUGAAUGUCCUUAACACGUGAAGCUCUAUCUCUCAACCUUUGCAUUUUCUCGUAAGCUUACCUAUGUAUUCCAUUCGCUUGUUUUGUUCCAUUGAAAAGAUGUUGCAUGAUAAUGACUACCUCUCUUAGCAGUGACUAGCACAUGUAAUCUUGCCAGCUAUUACUAACCUGAUAAUAUUACAGUUAACUGCGUUUAUAACGAACGCGCCCAUAACGACUUGGCGGAUAUAACGAACUUACUACUUAUUUUCUGUAUUCAUGGUUAUAACGAAUUACUGUUUUAAGAAACUAAAAUAAGUGUUCCCUUUGAGUUCGGUAUAGCUGUAGUUUAUACAUUCCCUCAACACAGCCAGACAUCUCCAUGAGAAGUGAGUAUUGUAUUUGCUUCUUCACCCUUAACAUGGAAACUGUAAAUGUAUGUAAAUAUCUAUGAGUUAUAAUUACAUAAAAAGUAUUUGCGAAAAAAUCAAGACAGAGAGUCAUUUAUGCAAACGGCAGUAGAAAUAAAACACUUUGAUGAGACGGUUCACAUUUACAUCAGGACUUCAGGAGUACAGCAAGGCAAAAAGCUCUUGUGAAUGUGACAUGGUUCCAUUACCUGCUGUUAUAUGCAUUGCACAACAGCUCAGACUACUACACAUUCACCACCAAUUAAUUCCAACAGUUGUGUUAUAAAAUUUAAUUGCCGGUGUUUCAGAACCAUGCUGAUAAGGCAACGUAUGUAAACUUUUUCUAAUGAAAUUAUUGAUUAAUCAAAAUAAAAGUGUUUUUGUGUAUACAUUGAAGAACCAGUUCAUUAUUGUUCACGUCCAGAUUGUCAUACGUUUGUUAAUAGUACAUAACUAUCGUCUAAUAAGCCCUUUGCAUCCAGUUUGGUUUGUGUACAUUUUUUUUACUCUGAGGACGUGCGAGUAUAAAACGAGUGUUUACCAAGUUUAUGCAAUAGACAAAUUUAUUUUUGUAUGAGUAUUUUGAGAAGGUAUGGUAUUUUGUAAAGAUCAAACUCACACCUUAAAUGUCUUUAACAUACUCUUACAGAGGCAAUGUCAUUCCACAAAUGUCGAUAUCAUUACACCUGUCAGGUUCCCCUUUAUAUCUUUUGAAGAAGAAAUCUCGCUGUGCAGAGUUGCGUCCCUUAGGUUUGUCUCUCUGAUUAUGAUUAUCGGGUUGUCAGCACCAUACUCAUGCUUGUGGGUAAUCAUCGAUGUGGUUAAUGUUACAAAACAUGCAUCACAUCGAGCUUCUCUCCAACAUUCAGCUGACGCGUCCUGAUAACUGCAGUAAUGUCCACAGCGGCCUGAAACCCCGCUCACCCCUUCUCACUCAGGUAUUGUCUUGUCCCUUCGUUGAUGCUUAUACAGGAAUGGAGGCGGAGGAUGAGCCAUGCUGUCAGCCAGAUCCAGGGAUGGAGAAUGCAGUAAACACAAGCUAACGGGAUCUCCCUGGAAUGCCUGCGUCCUUUACUUUAGGAGGACAAGCCAAUGAAGCGGGUUGAUUGGUAAAACAAUAGAGGUUUACAGGAAUCGUCUCACAGGAAACUGAGCUAAGUUAACGAUGGUGAACUAAAGUCAACCAAGUUUUGAAGGAACUGACAAGAGAAUGAACUUCAGUUUCAUAUUGAUGAUAUUUAUUCAAUUUCAUCAGUGAUAUUCACUCAUUUUGUUGUAUAUACACUUGGCGUUUGGAAUAAUGUUCAGGUUAACGUACGGUUUCUUUUCGAACAUACGCGGUGAGCAUCGGUGACGCAACCGUCAACACAAAAGAUGACCAUGUCAUUAAACAUGGUCAACAAUCCUAGAGUAAACCUUUUCGAAAAACGUGCUUCUGUUCUCCAUCUGCUGAGACAGUGUGAUGACACUUCAUGACCCAGAUACAUUUUGAACAUAUGUAACUAUGAAUAAUUAAUGAAAAAGACAAGGUCGAUCCUUGUUAAAUUCUUAUUUGAGUUAUCGCGUCGGGACCAUCGUUUGACACGAUCCUUAUUAAACAUAUAUCCUUGUAACAUUAAAAGCAUGGCUUAGCCCAUGACACAUGUGCCAUUGUGUGGUCGGCAUCUUCAGUUGGGAGACACAAUAAGGUCUGCCGACAGAGCCGUCACACGCACAAACAUAAUUCCAAAAACUUUUCAGCCAUCUAGGUUGUUGUCAAGGAAACGUUACCAACGUCAACUUUCCAAAGCAACAUCACGGUGUGGAAUCGUUUGCCGGCAGAUUUGAAUUAAACCAUCCGUAUCAAGAAAUGUUUGAUAGGCAUUACUUAGAAGUUGACGGACGACAAAGUAGGGACAAUUACUGUAAAGGUAUAAAGAUCCAUAUACCGUUGUCGAGCAAGGCUGAGGGCUGAACAAUGUUCAUUAUUCAGCCUUGCUUGACAACGGUAUAAGGAUCUAUACCAAAACGUCGCCUUUACAGUUAAUAAAGAAGUUGUCAUCAUAAACUGUCCCUACUUUCAUCCAUAUCACAGUCAAAUGUUUUCAUGAGGUGAAAUUUGGAGUGACACACGGGCCAAACAAUUUAUGUUGCAGAUAGAAGAUGACAGACAUUGCCUCGGGUGUCAUGGACUUCUCCUACCCGUACGUGCUACACAGCAGGGGUAAACAAGCUAUCAUUCGACAACAAAGGCAUAAGCUUUACGUCGUCCUGUCAAAACGUGGACCAAACGGACCUACUAAUAUCAUGCAAGAACAUUUGCUGGAUAACGACCGCUACAACGGCUGGAUAACGACCACUACAACGGCUGGAUGACGACCGCUACAACGGCUGGAUGACGACCGCUACAACGGCUGGAUGACGACAGCUACAAAGGCUGGAUGCCGACCGCUACAACGGCUGGAUGCCGACCGCUACAGCGGCUGGAUGACGACCGCUACAACGGCUGGAUGACGACCGCUACAACGGUUUGCUGACGACCGCUACAGCGGUUGGAUGGCGAUGGCUACAACGGCUGGAUGACGACAGCUACAACGGCUGGAUGACGACCGCUACAACGGCUGGCUGACGAUCGCUACAACGGCUGGAUGGCGAUGGCUACAACGGCUGGAUGACGACCGCUACAACGGCUGGAUGACGACCGCUACAACGACUGGAUGAUGACCGCUACAACUGCUUAGUUGACGACCGAUACACCGGCUGGAUGACGACCGCUACAACGGCUGGGUGACAACCGCUUCAACGGCUGGAUGACGACCGCUACAACGACUGGAUGACAACCGCUUCAACGGCUGGAUGACGACCGCUACAACGACUGGAUGACGACCGCUACAACGGCUGGAUGACGACCGAUACACCGUCUGGAUGAUGACCGCUACAACGGCUGGAUGACGACCCCUACAACGGCUGGAUGACGACCGCUACAACGGCUGGAUGACGACCGCUACAACGGCUGGCUGACGACCGCUUCAACGGCUGGAUGACGAUGGCUACAACGGCUGGAUGACGACCGCUUCAACGACUUGAUGAUGACUUUGCAUUUCGUUAUCAUCAUCCGACCUCUACAAUGCCAGUUUGUUGUCGGGUGUCACGAGAUCAGCAGAGACAGUUCAACGUUACUCGGUGGUGUCACAUAUGAAUCAUCCACCCACCACAUGUCAAAUCCAAGCAGAGUGCAGUGUAUGUCCAUCAAUAAAUGCACAGCCUAGUAUAA